CUAGGCUCUUUAUCUCCAAGAGGGAGGUACCUUGCGUCGUGGCCAUGAUCAUGUUACGGCGCAGGCUCAUCACCCUCAUUGCAGCCUUCUCCGUCUCACUUGUCGUCUUCCUCUUCACCUCGUUUGACACAGAGACUGCGUAUGAAGACUGGCGACCUGACAUCAACAGUAUCAGCGACAGCGUCAGUAGUGGCAAACAAGCAGCUCGAGGAGCUUCAAUAGAUGCGUCUAACAGCGAACCAGCUGCGGCUGAAGCGAUGAAGAAGGAGGAAGCGAGACGGAUUGCUGAGGCUCAACGAAAGGAAGAGCUUCCUAAAGCUUGGUGGGGAGCAGCCGAGACUGGCAAGCAAUCGGGCAAGUAUGAAGAUAUUGCCGUCAUCAUUCGAACCGGCUUCCAGGUACAGAAGCGAUUGGAGGGGCCACUGUCUACCUAUCUCAAAGACAGAAAGGAUGAUACACUGGCCAUCUUUUCUGAUCGAGAGUCGGAAGUCUUGGGCCGCAAGGUGCACGAUACUAUCAAGCCCUUCUUUGACAAGAACCCAGAAACCUACGACGGCACCGACAUGCAGAAGAUCUACAACUCAAUUCAAGCCAUGAGCAGCAAUGGCUCAGAGGUCAUUCCCGGUGAGCACAAUCAAGGCUGGAGGCUCGAUGUCAUGAAGCAAACCAUGUCAGCUGAUUUGGGCUACCAAAUGUUGCACAAGAAUCGGAAGUUCAAAUGGUGGGUUAUCAUUGAUGAUGAUACCUAUCUUCAUCUCCCAACCAUUUCGGCUGAAUUGGCAAAAGUCGACCACUCGGAAGCGCACUACUUUGGUUCUCCCGUUGAUGGUGGCGACAAUCAUUUCGCGCAUGGUGGCAGUGGUAUUGUCCUGAGCGCAAAAGCAAUGAGCGAUCUGUUUGAGAACCGGAAGCUUGCCGACCGUAUGCAUGCGAAUGGUCUCAGCACACUUCAUGGCGACCACAACUUGGCCAUCUACCUCAAGAAAAUUGAUAUCAUCCUUGAAGACCGAUUCCGACACUCUUUUCACGGUGAACCCUUCGAGGAGAUACGAUUCAAGCUCGAACAAGUCUGCGCGCCGCUCUUUACUGUGCAUCACUUGCAGGAAGCUGCCAUGAAGGCAACACAUGAGGUUGUGUUUCGUGAUAGGCUUGUUCGAUUCUGGGAUGUGCUCGAUGCUGUUGCAGAUUUCAAGGACAUGAGUUUGUGGUACAAAGAAAAUCACAGCUACAACUUGUGGGUCAAUGACAAGUUGAACCUUGAAAGUGAAGUCGGCGAGGAUAGCCACAAGGUGCCUGAAAUUUCAGAAAAGAUGCCGGUGGUCAAGAUCGACAGCAAGCAUGAGGAGAAGGAACGUUCCAAGUUGUGUGAAAA
This is a messenger RNA of Protomyces lactucae-debilis, 1372 nucleotides long. RefSeq lists its product as uncharacterized. The transcript has a single exon. The annotation marks the transcript as partial. Lineage: Eukaryota; Fungi; Ascomycota; Taphrinomycetes; Taphrinales; Protomycetaceae. Gene Ontology annotation, cellular component: membrane. Gene Ontology annotation, molecular function: glycosyltransferase activity. The record is from RefSeq and is a predicted model, not a curated record.